CAAAGGAAACGUGCAGGAACUCGAGCUGCGUUAUGCUUCCUCUCUACUGGUGCUGACCCCCGCCCCAAUUGAUGAGAGCGAACUGACACACGCCCCCUCCGACACGUAGAAGUAGCCAACUGCAUCUUUUCACCUGCACGAGGCGAGUUCAUAUGCGAUCAGCCUUGUGCACGGAGGCACACACCCUGAUCAGUAUUAUUCCUCUACUAUGUGUAGACGCCAUCUAUUAGCCAGAAGAGGUUGUAAUUGCAUCAGUUAUGAGAUCCCUAUCCGGCUCCCUUCCCUGGAUGAACAACAGCCCCACGUUGUUCAUAUAGCCGCACAGCCCAGCCAGAUGGCAGAGCUGAGAUUUGAUACGAUGUAUUCGAAAUCCCAGCUCUGGUGUGCUAGUGUAAGCAGGUGAAUUUUUAACAGGUAAGAGUAGCAUAAUUAGGUAAAAAAGAUGGAUCCACCAAAGGCUCAGUCUUUGCAGGCAAAGAUGGGUCAUGACUCGCCACUUUGUAUAAAAUUUGACAAUUAGGAAAUUGUUAUCAAUCCUGGACCAUUUCUGUAUUAUUAAUGUACCCCAUUUGAGUUUGCUUGAUUAACUGUUUUUGUAGUACAUGUACUUCUUUUCAGACCAUUCUGGACCAUGGGGGUGUACGGCCUCACAAGUUACGUGGAAGGAAAUCGGCAGUUCUUCACUGACCUGAAGCUGAGAAACACCAACCUUGUGAUUGAUGGCUGCAGCCUGUAUUUCCGUCUGUACUUUUCCUCUGGUUUGGACCAGAUAAGGGGUGGAGACUAUGAUGCAUUUGCUUCUCUUGUGCGCAGCUUUUUUGGUGCCCUUGAGUCAUGCAACAUUCAACCGUUUGUAGUUGUUGAUGGAGGAAUGGACCAGACAGACAAGAAGUUUAAGACUUUGCGUGACCGUGCUGAGAGUAAGAUCCGUGAAGCCCAUUCCCUGUCCCGGGGAUCGCGUGGCAAUGUUCUGCCCCUUAUUUCACGCGAAGUCUUUAAACAGGUUGUUCGUGAGCUCGGUGUACCCUUGGUGCAGUGUAUCUCUGAAGCUGAUUUUGAAAUCGCCUCUCUAGCCCAUCAGUGGAAAUGCCCAGUCCUGACCAAUGACAGUGACUUUUACAUCUUUGAUUUGCCUGGUGGUUACCUGCCAAUGGCAUUUUUUGAGUGGGACAAUGUUUGUCGCCAGGACUCAGGGUGUUACAUUCCAGCACGCCGAUUCACUGUUAACCGCUUUUGCUCUCAUUUCAAACACAUGAACAAGCAGCUGCUGCCUCUGUUUGCCGUAAUCACGGGUAAUGACUACACUCCUCCCAAUAUUACAGAGACGUUCUUUAGUCGAGUGGAAUUACAAAGAACACCAAGAGGCAGGGGAAGUCAUUCUAACCCUCGGAUAGACGGCCUGUUGCUUUGGCUGUCAAUGUUUACCAGUCCUGUUGAAGCUCUGGAGGAAGUGCUGGAGAUUCUGGGAGGCAAGCAGAAAGGCAACAUACGAAAGCAGCUCACAGCGGGUGUACAGGACUAUCAGCUACCCCCUACCAGUUGUCUGGCUCAGAUUUUUUUAAGCAGUCAAUCAGGGCCGCUUAAUCUCCCAAAGCUUCCAGCUGCACUGGAAUCCCAACCAGAGUGGCUCCUGAGGCAGUUCACAUUCAGCAGUCUGCCCCCUUUGGUGUUUGAUGUUCUUGUUCUCCAGAAAGCUAUUCUGAUAGCCCAGGUGGAGAAUAGUCAACUGCCCAGCAGCCACGAAGCUUCACUGAGCAUUCGCCAAGUCAUCUAUGGCUUGCUCCUUUCUAAGAAGGCAGUUCAGAGUAAUGUUGGUCAUGGACAAAGAGGUAGAGGAAGAGGAGGAAUGGGCAGAGGUGGGCUAAGUGGACAAUCUCAGAUGUCCAGCUCCCCCUGUUUGGUAGAGGAGUAUGAUAGGCUUAAUCUUAAUCUCAGGAGAACCACAGUAGAGGCUCAGCUGCCCGACUCUCUACCUCAGCUGAACCUGAGCACUUUGGACAAGGUGGCCAUUCCUGUAAGACUCAAAGUGUUGUUAGGAACUCUGGGUGUGAUGGAACAUGUGCUGGAGCCCUUACCUCCACACCUAUGUCUGCCUGUUUGUGUCACGUACUUUUGGGUUCAUUCGUGUAAACCAAAGCCUAGUCACACAACACUUCAGACCCUUCUACUCGGGCUAGUUUAUGGUGAACUCUGCAGACGCUGGGCCAUGCCUGGAGAUCCAUUGUAUUCAUGUGCUUUAACUGCCUCUGUCUGCCAGCGAUUGAACCAACUGAGAAUUAACUCCGGUCAGAGGAGAGGCCUUGAUCUUGGUGUGGCUCAUUCUCUCAGCCAAUGGCAGUCUUGUUUGUGGGCAGGGAUCUAUCUGAAUCAGCUUCUGUGCUUCCCACUUCCUGAGCCUCAAUGUGCCUGGCUGUUCAGUGGUACUUUACUGCAUGGAUUGGAGCCUGUACUGAGGGGAGGUAAACACGCUGAGGCGCUGCUGGCUGAUUCUCCUGUUGCUGUGCAGCUCUACUCCAUCCUCUUUGGGGCCGUAAUGGGCUCUGCUGUCCAACAUCAUGCUGCUCCACACAUUGCAACAGGAUGCAGCAGGCAGAGAGGGCAGGGUAAAAGGCAGCAGGGCGGUAGAGGCAAAGGGAGGGGAAACAGACGUACAAAGGGCGUGUCUGCCGUCAGUGAUUUAAGCAACAGGUUCGGUAUGCUUACCUGUGAGUCCGAUGAGGACUGAUUGGAUGAAAGGGGUGGAAAUUUGCAAUAAUCAGCUGUACUUCUGCCAUCAUGUGGUGUGGUAUUGCUGUAAAAUAAUAACAAUAACAGUAAUAAUAAUAAUAAUAAUUCUGUUUUAAUUGUAUGAGGUUGUAGAAGAAUAAGUCAAAAUCAGUAUGCAAUCAGAAACAAAAGAUUGAGACCUUGUUGAUUUAAAGAGGGACCUUUUUAAAAAAAAGGACCUGAAAGAUAUUCCAGCUUUUACGUAAAGCACUUGGCUGGAUUGACUGCUUACAUAUUAGGUGCCUUUCUGAAAGUCACUUUUUAACAAUACUUUUUAAUAGCAGCUAAAACAAAAUUAUUUACCAAAGAGCCUGAGUUGCAAUAAAUCUUGCAUAGAUACUUUGUCAUUCCAUGAACUAUCUUUGUAUUUGAGCUUUUAUGGGUGUUAAUAGCACUUUAUAAUAUAGCAGCGUAGAACAUUUAACAAAGAAAAUCAUCUGAUACUGAAAUAGAAAAAAGGUAAAAUAUUUUACUUUGCUGUUUGCUUCAUGUAAUGUUUAUUGUCUAAUGUCUUAAUAACUUAAAUGUUGGUACAUUUUGUGCCUUUUUGUUGCCUUGCCAAUUUUAAACACACUUGCUCAGCAGAUUUUCACAUCUUGUUUUGAAACUCCUUUUAAUUAAUUGGAAUAAUAUAUUUUUUAAUGUACAGCAUUAGUAAAAGCUUUUGUGAUGUACAGAAAUGUGUUUUUAUACACGUCAUUGUUUGGAUCAUGAAAUUAAAUUAGGAUAACUCUUUUAACAGCUGUGUUUUAUGUACCUGUACAAACAUUAAAUAAAUUUUUAUCAGAUGUCAUGCAC
Messenger RNA from Trichomycterus rosablanca, 3564 nucleotides. RefSeq names its product asteroid homolog 1b (gene aste1b). The record is from RefSeq and is a predicted model, not a curated record. The coding region runs from base 632 to 2725 and encodes 697 amino acids. Lineage: Eukaryota; Metazoa; Chordata; Actinopteri; Siluriformes; Trichomycteridae. The transcript is spliced from 5 exons.